This is a messenger RNA of Hymenoscyphus albidus, 2435 nucleotides long. The record is from the annotation of a GenBank genome assembly. Lineage: Eukaryota; Fungi; Ascomycota; Leotiomycetes; Helotiales; Helotiaceae.
CAUCGCACCACAUUCCCAUCGAUCUACCACCACUGAUAUUUGGGCGGAAAUCAAUCAUCAUGGCUAUCCCCAUCGCCAAACUCUCAUUCGCGAGGUAAGAUCGGACCCUCCAAUACAUAUUCCCCUCCAGCUUCUACUAGAUCGGUGACCUGGGUCAAUAACCUGGAUCAAUGGCCUGAAUCAACGAGCAUGGUCAAUUUUCGUACUAUCUACGGUACCAUAAAUAUACAAUCAAUAGAUUGACUAACACAAUAUUGGUAUCACAGAGACCUGGGCACUGAGGUGGUCACCAUCUAUGUCGGUAAAGAAAAGCAGCCAUUUGUCGUCCACAAGGCACUCCUCACCUCUGCUUGCGAGUACUUUGAGAAGGCUUUAAAUGGCAAGUUCAAAGAGGCAGAAGAGAAAAAGAUUCAAUUUGAUGAAGAGGAUCCUGCAACAAUUGAGCUUCUAAUUGCGUUCCUCUACUUGGGGGUGUUACCAGGAGUUCCGCAACCCUCCAAUAUUCCUCCGGGACUUUUUCCUACCCCAGGAACUGCGACCGCCCUUUCAAAUCAAGCACCCCCAAAAUCCGAUGGAACCUCUGUCCCCUUCAGGCCAAUUGAUGUGAUCGGUAUGUGGAAUUGUACUUGCGACCAUUGGACGAACCCUAACAGCUUGUCAUUUUUUCACUUCCAAAGCUUCGUUGAACCUCAUCACAUCAUUAUAUUAGUAUCAUGCUUGAAUUCUUUGAGAUUGCCACGCUAACCUUUGGAUUUCGAUCUUAGAACCCAAUACUCUCACACAGCAACUUUUAAAUCGCUUUCUACACAUUUGCUUCGACCGUACCUAUGAUACCUACUCCCCUGAAGAGCUUCGCUUAGCAGACUAUGAGCGCCACAGAAAGUAUGGAUCAGCAGCUGAGCUAACUCAACAAUGUCUACCCCCAUUACCACCAACUAGUAUGGCGGCUGCGAUGUCCAGACGAGCGGCAAGUCAUCCUACCACCACCCAAGGUAUGCAGUUCGGUCACCCUGCCUCGCAUAUGCCCGCUGGCAGUCAAGCAACCUCAUCUUCUGCAACUCUUGAUAGAAACGACGAUGUCCAUCCAUUUGCAAGCUUGUUUACGAAUCGACCCACGGUCACGUUUGGUACUGCCACGCCUCUCCCUAGGAAUGGUCCAGCCGCAUCAUGGUUUGGUACCCAUUCGUGGGGCAAUCCUUCGACACCACCCUCUCAAACACCCAACAACACGCCAGUUCAAUCUCCGUCCGCGUCGACUGCAGUGGAGGAUGCUCAAGGUUCUACAAGCGCUGUUGGCAGCUCUACGUCUGGUGAAAUGAGUGGUUUUGCCAAGUACGCAAGUGAUCAGUCUGGUCUUGUACAGUCUUCGUUGCAGAGCACAGGAUCGGUGUUCAGUCAUCAAACAUCUAUCGAAGAGCUUCGAAAAGCCAAGGAAAGUGAGCUUCGUGAGGCUACCUUUCGACUUAAUUCCAUGGUAAAGCCAAGUAUGUCGCCAAAAUCUUCAAGAAACUCGGAUCUCCGCCCAGGCGACUUUGGUUAUAAUCUGUACAUCAAGUACCCUGAACCUGGAGGAAACUUCCUUAAAGGUAUCCCUCGUUCCGAACCAAUUGUACCGGUUGGCGUAGAGGCGCUUGAGACAAACCAAGACGCUUUUCUUCAUCUUUGUAUCCUGGCAGAAACUAUUUGCUGGCCUAAGUUGUUCAAUGCUGCAAUUGAUGCCUACACUCAAGGUAAGCGACUCAUGAUCAAUUUCUUCUGAGAAAAUCAGAAGAGGGUUGCAAACCUUUCUGCCUCUCUUGCAAGUUUAAACCCGACACAAGCUAACCCCGAAACUUUCGACAGGAGAGCGCAAUCUUCGACGCAAUGUCCCAGUUGAGCACGUCGACACCAUCUACGAACGCACUCAUGCCAACUCUUCCCUUCGUAACUACGUUCUGGACUGCAUGCGAGGACUCAAGAAGGGUGAAAACAAGGAGUACGCAGCUCUGGUAUACGCUCACGAGGACUUUUUGGAGGGCAUCAUGUCUAAGUUGAGUACGGACGAUUCCGACGAUGAAGCAUCCCGCGACCGUCGUCGUCCCGUUCAGAAGAACUACCACAUGGUAAUCGACGAGGAUCCUUUCGUAUCAACCCGUCGCGAGUAAUCUUUCCCGACGAAGGGGGGAUGAAACAAACAAAUUGCUACCUAUCGACUUGUUGUCACUACAUGCUUGGCGAUUAUUUGGAUUGUUUCGAUAAUCCUUGGGUACGAACUUGGAAUAAUGCAUGCAUGAUGAAUAAUGAUAUGACGAAUUUCACGGACGGACAAAAUGUUUGUAUGUACAAUAUCGACUGUCCACAGCAGAGGAUCUUGAUAUUCGGAGUUUUUCGGGGAGUUUGUAAACGAGAUACCCGGUUUUUAUGUAAGAUAGUUCACACAGAGAACAUCACAAAAG